AUGACACAAAAGUGUCCAUCUUCAAAGAAAAUUGCUUCAUGUAAAUUAAGUACUACCACUACUACUACUACUACUACUACUACUACUACUACUACUACUACUACUACUACUACUACUACUACUACUACUACUACUACUACUACUACUACUACUACUACUACUACUACUACUACUACUACUACUACUACUACUACUACUACUACUACUACUACUACUACUACUACUACUACUACUACUACUACUACUACUACUACUACUACUACUACUACUACUACUACUACUACUACUACUACUACUACUACUACUACUACUACUACUACUACUACUACUACUACUACUACUACUACUACUACUACUACUACUACUACUACUACUACUACUACUACUACUACUACUACUACUACUACUACUACUACUACUACUACUACUACUACUACUACUACUACUACUACUACUACUACUACUACUACUACUACUACUACUACUACUACUACUACUACUACUACUACUACUACUACUACUACUACUACUACUACUACUACUACUACUACUACUACUACUACUACUACUACUACUACUACUACUACUACUACUACUACUACUACUACUACUACUACUACUACUACUACUACUACUACUACUACUACUACUACUACUACUACUACUACUACUACUACUACUACUACUACUACUACUACUACUACUACUACUACUACUACUACUACUACUACUACUACUACUACUACUACUACUACUACUACUACUACUACUACUACUACUACUACUACUACUACUACUACUACUACUACUACUACUACUACUACUACUACUACUACUACUACUACUACUACUACUACUACUACUACUACUACUACUACUACUACUACUACUACUACUACUACUACUACUACUACUACUACUACUACUACUACUACUACUACUACUACUACUACUACUACUACUACUACUACUACUACUACUACUACUACUACUACUACUACUACUACUACUACUACUACUACUACUACUACUACUACUACUACUACUACUACUACUACUACUACUACUACUACUACUACUACUACUACUACUACUACUACUACUACUACUACUACUACUACUACUACUACUACUACUACUACUACUACUACUACUACUACUACUACUACUACUACUACUACUACUACUACUACUACUACUACUACUACUACUACUACUACUACUACUACUACUACUACUACUACUACUACUACUACUACUACUACUACUACUACUACUACUACUACUACUACUACUACUACUACUACUACUACUACUACUACUACUACUACUACUACUACUACUACUACUACUACUACUACUACUACUACUACUACUACUACUACUACUACUACUACUACUACUACUACUACUACUACUACUACUACUACUACUACUACUACUACUACUACUACUACUACUACUACUACUACUACUACUACUACUACUACUACUACUACUACUACUACUACUACUACUACUACUACUACUACUACUACUACUACUAUAUGUAUUGGGAAACUGCAAACGUUUAAAAAUUUCCCUCAUUAA
Molecule: messenger RNA, 1590 nt
Organism: Schistosoma bovis
Lineage: Eukaryota; Metazoa; Platyhelminthes; Trematoda; Strigeidida; Schistosomatidae
Source: the annotation of a GenBank genome assembly